CUACUUCAUAUCCCGCUCAAACCUCGACGAAAACAACAACAAAAAUAUAAAACCUUGCUACGUUUUGCGUUUAUACCUAAAGACGCUGAAUUACGGAAGGAUUCAGCGUCGUUAAUUAUAACUAGACGAAUGUUUUGCAAAAAACGAAAUCUUGGUAAAAAAUAACAAAAAUCAGUGCAGUAAAUAAUUAUAGCCCCUUAGCACCUCUCCAGUCAAACACCUGUUAAUGUCAAUAAUCAAACCACGAGCUGAUUCAAAAUUGGUUAACAGCAUCAGGGAUAGAGCUGACGGAUCCUGUCCUAAGAUAAUAACCGCGAAAUGGUUCACAGCAUAGCAAGCAAACGAGCAAAUCAAAAAAAUGUCUAAACAAUAUAUUAACAUAAAUAAUAAAUAUGAUCGUGUUAUAGUUUUGGUAGACAUGGAUUGCUUCUACUGCCAAGUGGAGGAAAAACUGAAUCCGCAGAUUCGCGGAAAACCAAUUGCCGUAGUGCAGUAUAAUCCCUGGCAGGGAGGAGGAAUUAUAGCCGUCAACUACCCAGCUAGGUCGAAAGGUGUUACACGUCAUAUGCGUGGUGAUGAAGCGAAACAGCAUUGUCCUGAAAUCGUAUUGCAAAAAGUGCCUCAAGUGCGCGGUAAAGCAGAUAUUGGCAAGUAUCGAGAAGCUGGCAAGGAGGUUGCUGCAGUUUUACAAACAUUCACCCCGUUGCUCGAGCGUGCAAGUGUAGACGAAGCUUAUAUGGAUAUCACCGAACGUGUACUAGCCAGGUUGCACGAUAUGAACGAAGGAAAAUUCCAGUUACUGCCGGAUAGGCUUGCAAACACGUAUGCUGUUGGGUACGAGAGCGUGGGUGAAUUUGUUCAGAAGAUAUCUUCCGAUCUUGAAGGAGCUGGCGACUCUCAGGAGGUUGAUAAUGAAGAGCAUCGUGUCGAAUACAAAAAGAGCGAUAUCAAGCUGCUUAUAGGAGCUUCAAUUGUUAACGAAAUCCGAGCAGCAGUCAAAGAUAAAACUGGGUAUGAGUGCUCAGCUGGAAUAGCUCAUAACAAAAUAUUGGCUAAGCUUACUGCUAGUUUUCACAAACCAAAUAAGCAAACCAUUCUACCACUGAAGAGUAUUGCAAAGAUGUAUGAAGCGUUACCGAUCAACAAGGUUAAAGGAUUAGGUGGCAAAUUGGGGGAACAACUUUGUGAAGUUCUUAAAGUACAGUAUAUGGCAGACCUAGUAAAGUUUCCGGAAAAACUAUUACAAUCACAUUUCGAUGAAAGGAUCGGAUCAUGGAUAUAUUUGAUGGCAAAAGGGAUCGAUUUGGAAGCAGUCACACCUAAAUUUAAUUCUAAAAGUAUCGGUUGCUGUAAAAGAUUCCCAGGAAAAAAUGCUAUAGUUGGACUGGCCACACUGAAGCACUGGCUCGGUGAGCUGGCUGUUGAGAUUCAAGAGCGCCUAGAAAAAGAUAUGGAAGAAAAUAAUAGAAUAGCUAAACAGAUGACGGUUUCAUAUUCGCAGCAAUUUGGAGACAAUGAUGUUUCUAGCAGCAGAAGUGUUCCAAUCUUGACGUACGACGCCGAGAAAAUUGCAACCGAUGCCCUGGAGGCAAUAAAAAGAAACACCGAUACGUUCCUUAAAACAGGCAGUGACAGCGUGUUGAAAAAUCCAAUCAAAUUUCUUGGCAUUUCAGCCGGUAAAUUUGACGAUAAUUCUGUUAGAAAGAAUGGUGGAUUGAGGGAAAUGUUUUCAAAUAUCUCCAGUAAAGCACAAGUAAAAGAACUCAAAGAAACCGAUCAUGUUGAGAAGAGUCCUCAGACAGUAACUGUUGAUAAAAAAGACAUAACAAGUUUUUUUCAAAUGGCAUCCUGUCGGAAAGAGUUAGCCAAUGAUGUACAACCAGGCACUCAUGAUUUAAAGUCCAGCCAAACAGAUUCAGACAAAGAUCAUUUAACUGAAUCUUCGAAACGAGCAGAAGAUCACGAUGAUUCAACACAUCUGAAUUCUGAAAACGUUGAUAAUACAGAAGAAAAUAUUCCAAAUAAUUUUUUGAACGCAACUUUGCCACUAGAAGAAGGAGACACGCCACAGCCUUCUACUUCUAGAACCCAUCACAUUAUCGAAACAAACCCGAUGAUCCCUUCCAGUAGUAAUUUCGACUGCCCAAGAGAAGAAAUCACCAAUUCAACUGAUCAAACGGCGUAUGACGAUUAUCGGCAUACAUAUGCAGAAUAUUGCCAAGUACCGAAUGUUCCAGAGAUUAUUUUUAAGGCAUGUCCAGAAUGUGGAAAAAGUAUACCGGAGAGGGAAGCGCAGGCCCAUCUCGAUUUUCACCUGGCACUGCAACUAAGUGAAAAACAACGAGAAGAGUAUCGGAACGAACUUAAAUGCAAAUUCUCGUCACCUAAAGUGAAAGAUAAAAUUCCAACUCCCACAAUGAAAACAAAGCUUACUCAGUUCCUGUCUCCAAUAGUUGUCCAAAGUACAACCACAUCAACCAUGUCUGAAAAAUGCGCAGAAUGCGGAAAAUUGAUUGCUACUGAAAAUCUAUCGGAUCAUAUGGACUAUCACGUUGCCAGGAAAUUGCAGCUGGAGUUGAAUCAAUUGGAGAUGCGGACAGUGACCGUUCCCAUGACACAAACGAGUAAAGCCAUCACCACAGCGGGUAAUAAACGUAAGCGUUCAACGAAUGAUAAGCAUAAUCAAUCAGUCAAAGUGAACAAUUUAACCUCGUACUUUACUAAAAUGUCGUAACAUCGUAUUAGAAGGAAUAAACGCUACUUAAUUAACGGCA
Topomyia yanbarensis is the source of this 2774-nucleotide messenger RNA. RefSeq names its product DNA polymerase eta (gene DNApol-eta). Gene Ontology annotation, molecular function: damaged DNA binding; DNA-directed DNA polymerase activity. The transcript has 4 exons. Gene Ontology annotation, biological process: response to radiation; error-prone translesion synthesis. Gene Ontology annotation, cellular component: nucleus; replication fork; site of double-strand break. The coding region runs from base 359 to 2734 and encodes 791 amino acids. The record is from RefSeq and is a predicted model, not a curated record. Lineage: Eukaryota; Metazoa; Arthropoda; Insecta; Diptera; Culicidae.